AUGAUGUUCUUAAGAGCCUCUAUCAACGAGUCAACGACUGCGAAUCCUUCUUUAUCUCCCCUUACAAUCUUCGAGGUAUCGGAAUCCAAGCUUUUUAAAGUCCAAAAACAUCUAAUACACCCUUUGUCAAUAUCGGAAUGUACCCCUCCAAAGAUAGAUAAUCGCCCAGACUUCGAUUCUAUCUUAAGACGAGUCCUUAUAAGCUAUCUAAAUAUAGAAGAUCCUCUUAGGCUUACAAGGAUCGCUUAUGAGGAAGCUAUGGCAGUAUCAGGACCGGACCAGUGGCAUACCCAUGCCCUCGAAACAAAGUACUAUAUUAAGUGGCAUAUGACCGCUUUGCAAAGGGGAUACCCUUCUCUUCUUAGCCUUGGGUCUCUUCGUAAUAAGUGGUUAGAAAGCAAGAGAAACGACCCUCCGACUUGUCAGCGCGCUUUUGGUUUACGUUGGCAGAUUGAGAGUCUCCUAGAUGAUAGUAACGAAGGGUCACCUACGCCUAUACCACAUACAAUUAUAGAAACUAUCGCACACGUCCCCGCAAACCAUGCCGACCAGAGUCUUACUCGACAUGAAGCCCUUUCGGAGAUAUACGAUCCAUCCAUCCUCUCCUAUAUGGGCGAACAGCACGGAAGGAUCAUUCAAGCUUUAUUUGACGGAGAAAAUUUAGUCCUGCAACAUUCUCAACUAUGGAGCUUCGAGAACGAGGAUAUAGCACCGGUGGAACUCUUCAUACGUUAUAUUAUAAGCCAGUUGGGUUGGAGAGAUCAGACGCUUGUGUUCGAGCACUUACGGAAUCAGUUGCAUCGAUGGACUUAG
Penicillium hordei is the source of this 813-nucleotide messenger RNA. RefSeq lists its product as uncharacterized. Bases 1 to 813 code for a protein of 270 amino acids. The record is from RefSeq and is a predicted model, not a curated record. The transcript has 5 exons. NCBI's taxonomy places the organism in Eukaryota, Fungi, Ascomycota, Eurotiomycetes, Eurotiales, Aspergillaceae.